AUGAGCUCGAAGUACCCACGGUCGGUGCGGGGCUGCCUGCCCCUCUGGACCCUAACGCUGGAGGGGGCCCUCAUUGUCGCCUUCUUCUUUUUCACCGAGUAUGACAUUUCCCCAAAUAAUCACAAGACCAUGGUGAUUCUUGGAGCCGUCCUGCAGGAUCUCACGGUGAUGGCAGCCCUGGGCCUGGGCUUCCUCCCCUCGGCCCUGUGGAGAUUCGGCUGGAGCAGCGUGGCCUUCGCCCUCCUCAUGCUGGCCCUCGGGGUGCAGUGGGCAGUCCUGCUGGAUGGCUUUCCGAAGCUGCUCUCCUCCGAGAAAGUGGUCAUCACGCUGCCCAGCAUUCAGAAGGCUACCAUGAGUGCCAUGUCCGUGCUGAUCUCAGCGGGUGCCAUCCUGGGGAAGACCAACCUCGUGCAGCUGGUGGUGAUGGUGCUGAUGGAGGUGGCAGCCUUUGUUGCCAUGAGGGUGAUCAGCCAUCUAUUCCUCUUUGAUGACCAUGUAAGCAUGAUGCACGUCCACGUGUUCGCUGCAUAUUUUGGACUGAUGGUGGCCAGGUGCCUCUCAAGACGUAUGCCCAAGGCGGCAGAGGAGAAAAACCGGAGGACAACGAGCCCCAGCCUGUUCGCCAUGCUGGGCACCCUCUUCUUGUGGAUGUUCUGGCCAAGUUUCAACUCUGCUCUGAUAUUCAUGCCACUGGAAAGGAAGACUGCCGUGUUCAACACCUACUAUGCUCUUGCAGUGAGCACAGUAACGGCCAUCUCUGUGUCGGCCUUGGUUCACCCUCAAGGGAAGAUCAACAUGAAUCACGUCCACAAUGCAGUGCUGGCCGGAGGCGUCGCUGUGGGUGCCUCAUGUCACAUUAUUGCUUCCCCUUGGAUUGCCAUGGUGCUGGGCCUCCUGGCUGGGCUGAUCGUUGGGGGAGCCAAAUGCCUGCAGGUGUGUUUUAACCACGUGCUGGGGAUCGAUGACACUUGUGGCGUGCACUACACCUUCGGCUUGCCGGGUCUGCUCGGAGGGAUUGCCUACAUCGGGCUGAUGACAUAUCAGGCAAUCUGGAGCAAGGAUCCCAUGGUCACGCACGUGGCGCUCCUCACCACUGGGGCACUCAGCUUGGCCGUGGCGAUGGGCCUAGCAUCUGGUCUCCUGACAGGUUUACUUUUACAACUCAAAAUAUGGAGAGCACCUCAUGCGGCUAAAUAUUUUGAUGAUCAAGCUUUCUGGGAGGUAAGUUUUUUUAACCUAUUAAUGUCAUAGAUUUUGAGUGAAUGAACUUAAAACGAUAUCAAGGCAUAUAUGUUCAUUUGGUGUUUAUGCGAGUAAAAUAAAAACAAAUGAAAAUGACGUAAGGAGCGUGGAAGGAGCAAAUCCAUGAUGUGCACGUGUGUGUGUGUGUGUGUGUGUGUCCGCGCGCGAGUGUGUAGGGUGGGGAGGUGGUAAAGGCUACCAUUUCCCUGAUGCCCGAAAGUCACUGAGGGCCAGGGAUAAAAGAACUGUCUUUGGCCACACUUCUCUCCACAUGGAGUCAUCAAAGUGGGCAAAGUUUGCUGUGAAGGUGAUAGAAUCCCGAAUGCAAGAGCCAGAAGGACCGCGGGGGCCAGCAAGUCUAAUCCCCUCACUUGGCAGAUGCUCAGAGGGGAGCCAGGACUGCCCGAGUUCUCACAGUGCUUGAGUGACAGAGCUGAAUCUAAAACAACUCUUGGUAAAUUACAGCUGGUGGACACAAGAAAACUUGUAGUAUAGAAGUCGGGGGUUAUUUAGCCGAGGGUCCUGGAGCUCACACAAGUCACUUGCUGAGAGUCUCUGUAACAUUGUCGCAUUCGUUGCCAUGACUAGGCUAGAGCCUGUCACCCACUGCCCUCCACCCUUUGACCUACACUCAUAGCUCACGAAGCACUCUGAUGUGUGUCGCCUUAGGUAAUCUUCCAAUCAAAGCUGAGGUUGGGCAAGCGGGGAUCAAUAUUGCCUGUUAUAAAUGGGAAGUUGGAGCCAAUAGAGGUCAGGCUAAUGCCCAGCAUCGUACUUUGUGAGUGGCAGAGACAAGCCCAGGACCAGGCCUUGAGAGUCCCAUGCCAAUCCUUUCUCCACCGCAUGCCGACGGACUCAUCACUGAAGGGAAGAGAACCAGCUUUACUAUGGGGCAUUUCUGUCUGUAGGGGCAAAACAGAGACCCUCUCCCUGUCUCUGUCCCUCUCCUCAGUCUCCUUCCUCUUCUUCAAACAGCUUUUAUAACUGGCAAUGAACCACACAUAUUUGAAGUCUACAAUUUGAUACAUUUAAAUAUAUUCAACACCUGUGAAAACCACCACCACAAUCAAAAUACCG
This is a messenger RNA of Miniopterus natalensis, 2319 nucleotides long. The record is from RefSeq and is a predicted model, not a curated record. NCBI's taxonomy places the organism in Eukaryota, Metazoa, Chordata, Mammalia, Chiroptera, Miniopteridae.